AUGGCAAGCAGUCAUGCAGAAAACAAGUCACAAAAUAACGCCAGCAUUUGCAAAUUCUUCCUUCAAAAUCGCUGUAUGUACGGUGAUGCCUGCUGGAAUAGACACGAAUUGCCCGAUACGUCCGUUAACAAUGAAGUGGAAACCAAAAAGAAAGAGAAACAAAAAGAAAACGAGGAGAAAGAAGAAAAUAUCUGUGCAAUCUGUUAUGAUGUGCCAAAGAAAUUUGGUCUGCUUGAGUGGCGCAAAACGGAUAACAUGUCUACACCCUUUCAAUCUAUCGACACAACUAAAACAUGCCCGGUUUGUCGAAAGAAUUCACCCUAUAUUGUACCUUCAUCCAGCUUUGCGAAAUCAGGACAAAAAAAGGAUGAGAUCAUUUUAUCGUACAAAAAACGAAUUUCUCAGAUUCCUUGUAAAUAUUUUCAAGAAACUAGGAAAUGUCCAUUUGCAGAUGCAUGUUUUUAUAAACACGCCAAUCCAGAUGGAUCUAGGUGUAGUUUAGGUCCACCCAAGAAAAAAAAGCCAAGAACAUGCACUUUAGGAAAUUUCCGGUACUUGGAAGUUACUGGAGAAGGUAAUGGAUUGGAUAUCAGGACCAUCUCAGAGAUCCUUGGUGGAUUUUCAAUGAAUCGCAGUUUCCACCACAUUUUUACAAGAGAUUGGGAUAAUUGGGACGAUGAAAUGGAUUUUGAAGAAGGACCUACUUGGGAUGAUGAUUUUCCAUUCGAAGAUCAGCUUAACGAAAUCGUUUCAUUUGGACCAGAUGAUAAUGAUGCAGAUGAACUUCCAGAAGGUGAGGAUGACGAUAAUGGCGGUUGGGGUGGAUCAGGUGAAUGGGGAGGAACCUGGGAGGACAUUGAACAAGAAACUACAGCUUUUCCGGAUAUUUAUCCACGAGAUUGGGUUAUUUGA
Messenger RNA from Scutellospora calospora, 912 nucleotides. The record is from the annotation of a GenBank genome assembly. Lineage: Eukaryota; Fungi; Glomeromycota; Glomeromycetes; Diversisporales; Gigasporaceae.